This is a messenger RNA of Calidris pugnax (ruff), 949 nucleotides long. It is a transcript of the gene FBXO48, whose product is annotated as F-box protein 48. The transcript is spliced from 2 exons. The record is from RefSeq and is a predicted model, not a curated record. Gene Ontology annotation, biological process: SCF-dependent proteasomal ubiquitin-dependent protein catabolic process. Gene Ontology annotation, cellular component: SCF ubiquitin ligase complex. Gene Ontology annotation, molecular function: protein binding. The coding region runs from base 176 to 619 and encodes 147 amino acids. Lineage: Eukaryota; Metazoa; Chordata; Aves; Charadriiformes; Scolopacidae.
CUCUGACGUUGCUCCCCGAAAAGCCGAAAGAUUGGCCUUUUAAAAGAAAAAAAAAAACAACAACAUAACAAACAACACACCGACUCCCCGCCGGGAAGCGAGGAGAUGCCGGCCGGCGGAGAAACCGUCCCGGGAGCGGCUGGAGGCGGCCGCCCGGAGGGUCGGUGAAGGCGGGAUGGAGGGGGCCGGGCUCCCCCGGGAAGAAGGAGGAGGAGGAGGAGGAGGAAGAAGAGACCAAGACCAAGGCGACUUCGUGGCUGUCCUCCCCCCGGAGGUCAGCUGUCGGAUUUUCGGCGACCUGGACGUGGAGAGCCUGUGCCGGGCGGCCGCUACCUGCAAAGGCUGGCACCGCGCCAUCGAGGGCAACGAGCGGCUGUGGCGGCACCACUGCCUCAGCGUCAGGGCCGUCUGCCGCCGGGAGAUCGACGGCGACCGCGGGAACGGCUACUCCUGGAAGAUCACCUUACUGAGAAACUACUGGAAAAGCAAAGUGAAGCAAGAAUGGCUGAGCGGGAAGUACAGCAACGUUCCUUCACAGAACAGCUUGCCAGAGAAAAGCAUGUAUCCGAUGGACGUCGACACGUGGGGAGAAAUCCUGGAAGCAGAACUUGAGAGAUGAGAAACCAGUGCUGGUUCUUGCAACUCAGGAACCUUUUAUGGAGGACUCACAGACUGCCAAACUGUAAAUAUUUUGCCGUUCAAAAUCAGUUGUGUUUGCAAACAUAUGAUGAAAGUUUUUAAAAACGCCCUGUCAUGUCUAUUUUUUUUUUUAAUUUGCACUUUAUCUGAUUAAUUUUCUGUAAAAUUCUAAAUAAGACUCAAUCUUCAGUUGUAAUUUUAUAUUUAUAAAUUUAAUGUUCUGCUGUAUUGUCAAAAAGAUAUUGAUUGUACUUUCAGUUUGCACUUAUUGUUUUGGAAGACAUUACUUUUAAGAAAAAAAAAAAAAGAA